Molecule: messenger RNA, 1648 nt
Organism: Gastrolobium bilobum
Lineage: Eukaryota; Viridiplantae; Streptophyta; Magnoliopsida; Fabales; Fabaceae
Exons: 5
Coding region: 336-1517 (393 amino acids)
Biological process (GO): endoplasmic reticulum tubular network organization
Cellular component (GO): endoplasmic reticulum tubular network
Source: RefSeq, a predicted model, not a curated record
AAACUUCAAAGGAGCGUGGCACCGAGUGCAGUGUAUACAAACAUAAACGUAAAACCCCCCUAAUUUUGAAUCAUCAUGCUUCCUUUAACUCCAACUCCACUCGUAAUACCUUACACACUUUGCCUCCAUCACACAUUCACACUUCUUCGUAAUUCGUUAACCUCACCAACUUCAUUGCGCGUGUGCGUGUCUGAGAUCAACCCGUAGGGAAAUAUUCUAGAAGCUUCUCAAAUCGAAGUUCGUUUAUUCUUUUUCCUUCCUUCCUUUCUUCAUUCUCAUUCAUUCACCAUCUUUCUCAAUCUUCAUUUUCACGUUCUUCGAAUUAAGUGGGGGUGAUGGCUGAUGAAAAGAAAGAGACGAGUACCACUGAUGAAAAGAACGGAAAGAAGAAGCGCAAGGGGAUUAUUUCGCGAAUUUGGAACGUGAUUUUUAGGUCUGGUGGAGAUGAUUUUGAGAAGAGACUGCAAUGUAUUUCUAAAGAAGAAGCUUCAGUUACGAGUAGAAUGAGCAAGAGAUCGUGGUUCUGGAGGCGAACUUCUCGGCACCUUAUUAUAUUUUCUGUUAUAUUUGAAGUUAUUGCUGUAGGUUAUGCUAUUAUGACAACAAGAUCAAUGGAUAUGAAUUGGAAAAUGAGGGCAAUUCGAGUUUUGCCUAUGUUUCUUCUCCCUGCCUUUUCAUCUGCUGCAUAUUCGACAUUUUUCAGCUUCACAAGGAUGUGUGAUCGCAGGGACCAGAAAAUUCUUGAUAGUCUUAGAGCUGAAAGGAAGGCAAAAAUUGAUGAGCUCAAAGAGAAGACAAAUUAUUACAUUACUCAACAACUCAUUCAGAGAUAUGACACAGACCCAGCGGCUAAGGCUGCUGCUGCAACUGUUUUGGCAUCCAAGUUGGGUGCAGAUUCGGGUCUAAAAGUGUAUGUGGGAGAUGAAUCUAUAAAUGGUGCUGCAACAGGGAAGACCAAUGAAGUUGAAGUUGUGCAGUCUGGUGGACUUCGCAAUCGCAAACAAGUGUACUCUAGAGCCACUUGUCUAGGGACAACUACCCAAAAAUGUUCUGAUCAGCAAUUUGUUGGUUCUGGGGGAAUUGAUCAAUCUCAGACUUCUGAGCAUAAUCAGCUUCUAGUUGUUGAACAUCACCAACCUCAAAGUUCAACAACGCAUGAUGGAGGAUGGAUUGCUCGAAUUGCAGCAUUGCUUGUGGGUGAGGAUCCAACGCAAUCUUAUGCUCUCAUUUGCGGUAACUGCCAUAUGCAUAAUGGUCUUGCUCGGAAGGAGGAUUUCCCAUUUAUCACUUAUUACUGCCCGCAUUGUCACGCCCUGAACAAACCAAAGCAAUUGGAUGAGCGUAUAUCUGAUUUUGAUUCCCCAAAUAUGGGGUCCCCAAAAACAGAUGAUGGUGAAGCAGUUAAAAAUGCUAGUGCUUCCGCAGCUGACAGCAUAAUCAAAAGCAAUAAUCCCGUAAACGCUAGCCCUGAGAUUGAGGAAGUAUGUGAAGGGGCUAGUUUAGGGGAAGAAAGCUAGUUAAAAGGCUGCCUCAUUUUGGGAUGGGCUGUUGGAGUAACAAUGUCUUCCCCUUGCCUUAGGACAUGGACCAACUUUAAGGAGAGCGAGCAACUUUGCAAUUGGUUUCCUUGGUUCACUUUGUAACAGGA